Asparagus officinalis (garden asparagus) is the source of this 657-nucleotide messenger RNA. Its product is annotated as lysine-specific demethylase JMJ706-like. Gene Ontology annotation, biological process: chromatin remodeling; transmembrane transport. Lineage: Eukaryota; Viridiplantae; Streptophyta; Magnoliopsida; Asparagales; Asparagaceae. The transcript has 5 exons. Gene Ontology annotation, molecular function: histone demethylase activity; ABC-type transporter activity; ATP binding. Gene Ontology annotation, cellular component: nucleus; membrane. The record is from RefSeq and is a predicted model, not a curated record. The coding region runs from base 1 to 657 and encodes 218 amino acids.
AUGGACAUAUAUGCUAUGGUACAUACUUGUAGAGAGAUUGCGUGUUGGAGGAUGGUGGGAGAGAGAUCGACACAGAGGAUCAGAACAGAAUAUCUUACAGCAGUGCUGAGGCAAGAUAUUGGAUUCUUCGACACUGAAGUUACUACAGGAGAUGUUAUGCAUGGAAUUUCUAGUGAUGUUGCCCAAAUUCAAGAAGUCAUGGGGGAAAAGAAUGCAUCAGGUAUAUGCAAGAUUGUUUCCCCAAUAAGCGCUUCAGUCCCUGCUGGUGUUGUUUUGAUGAAGGAGAAACCCGGAUUUAAGUUCACUACAAGAGUUCAACCUUUUCGACUUUCUGAGUGGGAUAUAGAUGACAAAAUCACUUUUUUUAUGAGUGGCAGGAGCUAUACCCUUCGGGAGUAUGAAAAGAUGGCAAAUAAGGUUUUUGCUCGGAGAUACUCCAGUGCCGGAUGCCUUCCUACUAAAUAUCUGGAAGAAGAGUUUUGGCAUGAAAUUGCCUAUGGCAAGACUGAGACUGUUGAGUAUGCAUGUGAUAUUGAUGGCAGUGCCUUCUCAUCUUCGCCUACUGAUGAACUUGGAAAAAGCAAGUGGAACUUGAAGGGCCUUUCUCGACUGCCCAACUCUACUUUACGGCUACUGGGGAAUUUGAAAGUUACAUGA